This is a messenger RNA of Penicillium atrosanguineum, 375 nucleotides long. RefSeq names its product CVNH domain-containing protein. The record is from RefSeq and is a predicted model, not a curated record. Lineage: Eukaryota; Fungi; Ascomycota; Eurotiomycetes; Eurotiales; Aspergillaceae. The transcript has 3 exons. Bases 1 to 375 code for a protein of 124 amino acids.
AUGCAAUUCUUCCUGAAGAACAUCGCCCUCUUCUCGCUCCUCGCGAUCGUGGUCUCUGCCACCUCUAAAUUCGCCAACACUUGCCGCUCAAUUGAGGGCUAUGGCUCCGAGCUCACGGCCGAGUGCCAGGAAUUUGAGAACGGCCAGCUGCGCGAGACUAGCAUCGAUCUAAACCGGUGCCUCAAGAACAGCAAGGGCUCCCUCAAGUGCGGAUCGAAUGGCAACUACCAGGAUUCCUGCAUCAACUGUGUCAUGAGGGGACACACCGAGUAUCAGUGCCAGUGCCGCAACGUGGACCAGGGUCACAGCUACGUUUCCACCACCAUUGACCUGAACAAGUGCAUCAGCAACAACCACGGUGAGCUCCGCUGCUAA